UUCCUAGCUGUUUACAGUAUUUAAAAAGAACACGCAUCCUUCGCGAAUUUUUGCGUGCAAAUUGACGUAGUUAGCUUUCCGUUAAGGAUACUUUUACCUAAUUGCUCGUGUAUUGUUAGUAGAAUUGCAACAGAUUGCUCUGACUGGCUUGACAUCCAGGAAAUGGCAUCCCGCAUGUCUCCAGUUGCAGAAUCUGAGUUCGACAUUCUGGAUGACGCUUCUGACGAGGAACUCGCCGCCAGUCGUCUUGCGUCCAGCACAGCAUCGGCCGAUGGUUUCCUCAUGGAAGACGUCGAAGGAUAUUCGCGCGUAGUUAAGCCGCUGACCUCCGUGGCUCUACCAGCGGUGGAAAUUUCUUCUGUUCAGGUCGACGCGUCUACGCCCGCGCCGCAACCACCGGGGCCAUCCAAGUUAGCUGCAGCUAACACCCAACCAGCCACUAGCAACCAGCCAGUUGUUCCUUUCAUCAACACACAACCGCCCCCGGCGGCCGACCACCCAAUUAUUCCCGUAGUGAACACCCAGCUGUGCGCUACCGAUCCAUCUAAACUUCCGGUGGUCAUCGGCGUCCCCGAUCUCUCCUCUCAUUCGCCUAUCUUGACCAUCACCGACAAGAACGAGCUGCUGGACAUCCUGCGCACACGCGCUGUCCUCAUCCUGGGCGAGAUCCCGCCGGGCUUCCUCAAGGACAUCGAGAAGGUGGCCGAUGUGUACGUCCUGCACAGCAGCGAACAGGCGCGUCACCGCAAUCCCGAGGAGUUCAACAACGCCUUGGGAAUCUUCCUCAGCCUGAUGGAGGAUGCCGAGAAAAGCCAGUGGUUUGUCUUUGUGGAUCCAUCCCUGGUCGGGUAUCCGCUGGAUCCUGGUCCGGAGGACACGGUCAUCCAGUACUACCGCAACGGACAGCUGGUUACCGGGGAUCUUGUGCGCAAUGUGCCCGACGAGAAUGCGGUGUGCGCGGUGGCCAAAGCAGUUAUUGCGCCGGUGAAAGCGGAUAAACCGCAGAAACGCGGAAGUGUGGUGCUGCCGUGUCCCGGGGCCAAUAAAAAGAGCUGUCAGAUGAUGAAAAAGACGUUUGAGUGGAAGUGCGGAAACUGCAAUCAGGUGUUGGAGUAUGGGUUUGAUGAUAAUUUCUACUGCGCGUGUGGAAAAGCGCCGGCCGAGGCAUUCGUUUUCCAGUGUGGAUCGCCGAAGCACGGCUGGGAAUACGUCGGGUUUGAGCCGGCUGAUUUGCGCUGGGUGUUAAAGGAGAUUCAGCCGUUUGAGGAAGUCAACAUCCUCGUUCUCGGCGAAACUGGAGUGGGAAAGUCAACGUGGAUUAAUGGUUUCGCCAAUUUCUUAACAUACGCCCACCUGGAAGAUGCUCUGGCCGACCCGAUAUUCCUCAUUCCCAGUCGCUUCACGAUGACUGACAAGAGCCUGGAGGAGAAAGUGGUGUGCAUGGGUGGGGCAAAUGCCAACGAGCCGGAAACCGGGCAAUCCGACACGCAAAUGCCGGCCAGCUACGCUAUCAAGAAAGGCAGCACCGUUGUCCGGCUGAUCGACACCCCCGGCAUCGGAGACACCCGCGGCGCCGAUCAAGACAAGAAGAACUUCCAGCUGAUCAUGCAGCACCUGGCCAACUACGAGAAGAUCCACGGGAUCUGCAUCCUGCUCAAACCGAACGAUUCCCGACUGACUGUGAUGUUCCGCUUCUGCAUCAAGGAACUGCUGACACAUCUGCACCGGGACUGCUGUCACAACAUCGUUUUCAUCUUUACCAAUGCGCGUUCAACUUUUUACCGCCCGGGCAACACGUUUCCCAUUCUGAAGAAAUUGCUGAAGGAUUCUCAGGGUGUUGAUAUUGCGCUGAAUGAAGAUACGAUUUACUGCGUGGAUAGUGAAGCGGUGCGCUUUAUGGCGGCAUUAAAGGCCGGAAUUCAAUUCAACGACACGGAAACGCAGAAUUUCUUUAACAGCUGGGAGAAAUCGGUGGAAGAAACAGAACGCCUUUUGAAAUUUGUUGCCUCCCGAACCCCACAUAUCUUACAGAAUACCAUCUCUUUGAACGAGGCACGCCGGAUGAUUCUGUCGUUUACGGAACCGCUGGCCCACAUCACCAAGAACAUUCAGAUUAAUUUGCAACUGGCGGAAGAGAAAGCCGAAGAGAUCCGCGAACGUGAGUACUCUAAACGCCAACUGAGCCAGCAGCUGUAUGUCCCGGUCAUCGAUCUGGAAUCCGUCCCCUUGGGGUUUCCGCGCACUGUCUGCGUCUCGCAGAAAUGCAUCCGUGUCGUCGGGCAGAAGGUGGAUUACGUUACUUGGUGCCACGAUCACUGCUACCUCAAGGGUAUCCAACAGGAGCAGUAUCCCAAUCCCGGGUUGAAGCAGUGCGAUGCCAUGAUGCCCAGUGGAGAAAAGUGCAACCAUUGCGCAUGUUCCUGGGAGAAGCACAUGCAUAUCUCCUAUGAAAUGCGAGAAGUGGAAGUUAAGGAGGUAGAUGAACGUGUGCAGAAGCUGCUGCGUCAAAAAGACGGGGAAAUUGUGGCAGUCGGGGUGUUUCUGGACGAAGUGGAGCAGCGAAAGUUGGCUUUGCAUCGCGAGGAAAAGGAGAUCCGUCUAGUGGCGGCCAAAUUCGGAUGUUUCUUGAAACGCAACGCCAUGAUUCCGUAUAACGAUGCCAUGGAGGAGUAUUUGAAUUACUUGAUCUCCAAUGAGAAGGAAAAGAUCGCUGUCGGUCUGCCGCGGGAUCAUUUGGUCGGGUACGAGCGGAUGUUGCGGGAGUAUCGUGAGGAGAAGCAGUUGUUAGAGGAGUCGAUGCAGAGCGGGGAAAAAGAGCAUCAGCUGACAAUGGAAAAUAUUGUGGAGGCUAUUCAAUCUCUGUACGGUCUGCCCAUCAAUGGACGGCGAAUCCGCAGUUUUGUGGAGAUGAUGCAGGAUGUGCGCAAGCAGCAAACGCAGCAUAACGAGAUGUUCUACUCGCCAAAAAUCUCACGGGUGCGUAUCAAGAAGUACCGGGAUGAGGACAUGUAUGGACGACGGCGUGUCAGUUUAGCUCCACUGCAGUAUGAUUAUUCUCCGUAUGGGAUGCAUGUGCGCCGGUCGGGGUCACCGUCGCGUCUGCCGAUGGCUAGCUCGCCGCGAGACGGUGGUGGAAUGUUCAAUCAGCUGUGGCAAGGAGCGAUGGGAAGGUUCUGGCCGGGACGCGGGAAUUACUGAGGAAUGAGACAAAGGAAAUAAUGAGCCUAUGGCGAAGGGACCGGAAAUUGAAUUGCGCUUCUCACGCAGAAACCGUGUUUGUGGAAUGGCGUAGAUCAGAGCGUUGGUUAAUCUUUUACUGAAUAUUAAUAAUUGUGUCUUUCGUUGAGGAUUAUAAUUGUGUGCUGCAUCAAUUUCCGGUUAAAAUGGUUGUGAUUAUGUUACCAAAUUUGUGCAAUCUGUGUUUUUUUGUAAAUUUUCUAAAAUAAUAUUUAAAUAAUAUUUGAAAUGUACGGUAGCGGUGACGGUUGGUUUCCUUCCGUUAAAUCUAUAACGAUUUGAUGAUGCGUUUGAUUGAUUUGAAUAUUGAAAAAAUAGCCGCU
Messenger RNA from Paramacrobiotus metropolitanus, 3560 nucleotides. RefSeq lists its product as uncharacterized. The transcript is spliced from 5 exons. The coding region runs from base 163 to 3198 and encodes 1011 amino acids. The record is from RefSeq and is a predicted model, not a curated record. Lineage: Eukaryota; Metazoa; Tardigrada; Eutardigrada; Parachela; Macrobiotidae.